Messenger RNA from Oryzias latipes (Japanese medaka), 934 nucleotides. The record is from RefSeq and is a predicted model, not a curated record. NCBI's taxonomy places the organism in Eukaryota, Metazoa, Chordata, Actinopteri, Beloniformes, Adrianichthyidae.
UCCAAGCUGUGCUCGCCGUCCUCGGCGCUCCACCUCGUCACAGGCUGUCUACGUUGUCCCUGACAUUCCUCCUCGUCCACGACUCGCAUCACCCUCAGAUUAAAUCUUCUGACUCUGCCUCGUCUCCUGAGUUUCUUCCGGGUUCCAGCAACUGGGUCUCCAUAGUGUUUGACCAUGACAGAACGGACUGGCCAUAGCCCAGACCCAGCUGACCCGGAAGGACUCCGCUUCGCAGUCACGCAGCAGGGGAUUGCUCUGGGACGCCAAGCGGAAUCACUGAACCAGAUGGCCACCGUCCAGCAGGAUCUUUUCCGUCGGCUGGAUGGAAUAUCUCAUGCCCUAAUGGACCUUACCGGUCAGCAAUCUUCCAUCGCCGCAGCCAGCACCUCCUUCUCCGCUACCGGAAGUCCGGGCCCCGCUAUCGCUAACGCAGCUAAUGAAAACAUCCGGCUUCAACCCGAGGUCUUCCAUGGUGACGUCAAAGCAUGCGGGGGUUUCCUCCUACAAUGUCGGCUAAUUUUCCAGCAGGCUCCGCGACAUUACCACGCCGAUCAAAGCAAAAUAACCCUCAUCGUGAACUCUCUUAGGGGUAAGGCGCUCCAAUGGGCGCAGGCUUUUCUUACUGCCAAUCCCAUACACCAGGUCCCAUUCGAGCGUUUCAUAAAUGAGUUUUGUCUGGUGUUCGACCAGCCCCGCAAGGAGGAAGAAGCUACUCGCCGAUUACUAGCUCUCAGGCAACGCAGCAGAUCAGUCAGAGGACCCCCGGAGGAACCUAUGCAAAUAGGACACUCCAAACUUACACCUGAGGAGCGGCAGAGACGUAGAGACGAAGGUACCUGUUUUUACUGUGGACAGUCGGGUCAUCUCGUUCACCAGUGUACCUUACGUUUAAACGCCAAGACCCCCCGCUAGACGACAGGCCGCGGGCGGGUCA